AUGCUUGCACGAAAACACCUCAUCAGAACAGCCCGCAUCCCCUCCAUCCCCCCACCGGCCAUCCGAGCAGCUCGCCUCGUCCGACCAUCUCUCCCCUCCCUCUCCCUCGCCGCUCCCCACCCUGCCCCCGCCCUUGCACGUGGGUAUGCUUCUCAACCUCCUGGCGGCGGUGGCCCCGGAGGCUUUGGUGGCAUGCGCUUUCCUGGCGGCCAGGCCCAGGGGCCAGAAAAGGGCGAGACACUAAGACAGUUCUCACAAGAUCUGACCGAGCUGGCUAAUGAAGGCAAGCUCGACCCUGUUAUCGGUAGAGACGAGGAGAUCAAGAGAACGAUUCAGAUUCUGAGCAGGAGGACAAAGAGCAACCCCGUGCUUCUUGGUCUGCCUGGUGUCGGUAAAACCGCCAUCCUCGAGGGAUUGGCCACUAGGAUCGUCAAUAGAGAAGUGCCAGAGUCAUUACAUGGGAAACGUCUUCUUGCCCUCGACCUGGCAGCUCUCAUGGCCGGCACUGGCGUCCGGGGCGAAUUCGAAUCCCGCUUCAAAGCCCUUCUCAAAGAUAUAGAGGCUGAAGAAGGCAACGUUAUUGUCUUUAUCGACGAACUCCACACCCUCCUCAAUCUUGGCAAAGCUGAAGGCUCCCUCGAUGCUGGCAACAUGAUCAAGCCUGCCCUUGCCCGUGGUCUCCAGCUCGUUGGAGCGACAACGCUCGACGAGUACAAAAAGUACAUUGAGCAAGAUGCGGCUCUGCAGCGCCGCUUUCAGCCAAUCUCCGUGGACGAACCAAGUGUCGAGUCCACCAUAUCUAUUCUGCGAGGAUUAAAGUCCAAGUUUGAAGUUCACUUUGGUGUGCAGAUCGCCGACUCUGCUCUCGUCACCGCGGCUGUCUAUUCGGAUCGCUACAUCUCCGAUCGUUUCCUUCCCGACAAGGCUAUUGAUUUGGUCGACGAGGCAUCCUCCGCGCUAAAGCUUGCUCAAGAGUCUCGUCCUGCCGAGCUCGAAAAGCUGGAUCGCGAGAUCGUCACCCUCGAGAUUGAGCGAGAAUCAUUGAAGAAUGAAGACGAUCCCUUCUCUGCCAGUCGGCUGGAAAAGGUGGAGGAAGAGCUGGAGACCAAGAAGGAAGAGCAGAAACGCCUGGCUGAUUUGUGGUCCCAGGAGAGAGAAAGAGUGGGAGAAAUCAAGGAGAUCAAGGAGCAGAUUGAACAAGCAAACGUUGAUUUGGAGAUGUCACAGAGGAAUGGAGAGUUUGAAAGGGCGUCGAGGCUGAGAUUCUCCACCAUCCCUCAGCUGCAGAGCAGGCUACCAAAAGCUCAGGCGGAGCUAGUUACAGAGAACGAGGCAGAGCCAGGUAUGGCAGUCAAGGAUAGGGUGACUAGCGAGGAUAUUGCCAUUGUUGUCGGCAAGGCGACUGGUAUCCCUGUAAACAACCUUCUCAAGGGAGAGCGUGAACGCCUCAUACAUAUGGAAGAUUCGCUCAAAAAACGCGUUGUUGGCCAAGAUCAAGUUGUACACUCUGUGGCCGAUGCCAUCCGUCUCUCUCGCGCUGGCUUGCAGUCUCCCACCCGACCUCUGGCGUCCUUCCUCUUCCUGGGUCCUACCGGUGUUGGUAAGACGGAGCUGACCAAGAGUUUGGCCGAAUUCUUGUUUGCCGAUGAACAACGGGCUUUGAUCCAACUCAACAUGUCUGAAUUCCACGACAAACACACUGUUUCCCGUCUCAUCGGUAGUCCCGCAGGCUAUGUCGGACACGGCGAGCCUUCGCAGCUCUGUGACGCUGUCAGGCGAAAACCCUACGCGGUCGUAGUGUUUGAUGAAAUUGAAAAGGCGCAUCCUGAUGUGGCCAACGUCCUCUUGCAGAUCCUUGACGAAGGAUGUCUGACAGACGGUCAAGGCAAGCAGGUCAAUUUCAAAAACACUAUCAUCUGUUUGACUUCCAAUCUUGGUUCAGAAGCCCUUUACGAACCAGACGCUUGCCACCCAGACGGAAGCAUCACUGAAACUACCCGCACCAACGUCCUUGACCACGUUGGCCGCUUCUUCCGUCCCGAACUCAUCAAUCGUCUCGACGAACUGCUCAUAUUCAACAAGCUCCCUCCAUCCAUCAUUAUCGACAUUGUCGACCUUCGUCUUCGCGAAGUCCAGAAACGCCUCGAGGAUAGGCGGAUCACCUUGGACGUCGGGGACGAUGUCAAGGCGUGGUUGGCGAGGAAGGGGUAUAGCGAGCACUUCGGGGCGAGAGCGGUAGCAAGAGUCGUCAGGGAUGUGGUGACAAACAAGGUGGCCGGCAAGCUGUUGGAUGGCAGCAUCGGUGAUGGAGAAAUCAUCAAACUCGCCUUGGGGGGAGAAAUCACCAGCAGACCGGACCCGCACUUGCUGCACCCUGCGGCAGAGUCUUCGGCCUCGGCGGAGGGGACAGGGCCAAGAAACCCACCGACUGAUCCCGAAAACGAGGCUAGGACCCUUGAGAUCCUCGAGGAUGGGGUGGAGGAAGAUGGCGACGAGGAGAAACCUAGAAGGACUGUAUACGGAUAA
Messenger RNA from Cryptococcus wingfieldii CBS 7118, 2526 nucleotides. Its product is annotated as ATP-dependent Clp protease ATP-binding subunit ClpB. Gene Ontology annotation, cellular component: cytoplasm; mitochondrial matrix. Bases 1 to 2526 code for a protein of 841 amino acids. The transcript is spliced from 6 exons. The record is from RefSeq and is a predicted model, not a curated record. Gene Ontology annotation, molecular function: ATP hydrolysis activity; ATP binding. Gene Ontology annotation, biological process: cellular response to heat. Lineage: Eukaryota; Fungi; Basidiomycota; Tremellomycetes; Tremellales; Cryptococcaceae.